AUGGCGGAGGUGAUAAGGAAGAUAGACCGAGAAAAGGCGCUCAUCAAGGGCGCGAACACCAUCCGCCAGUCCACCAACAAUCCAUCCGUGCUCUCCCGACUCGACGCGCAGAUCCGCGAUGGCCGGAGGAACAUCGAGUACCUCGAGGGUCGCAUGCGCGAGCUGCAGAUGAGGAAAAUGGGCACCGAUAUGGACAACUUGUCCAUGAACCGAGAGGGCGGUCGCGAUGGUCAAGGACCGAAUCAGUAUGCCGACCCGCGAGGAGGGCCUGGACAGCAAGGUCCUCCCGGACAUCCACAAGGUGGUGGGUAUGGGGAUGCACCGGGCGACUAUAGUCAACUGAGCGGAGGGGACGUACUUAUGCCGCCAUCUGCUCCCUAUUCUCGCCCCGGUCCGGCGACGGGGACGCCGAAGGCUCGGCCGAAUUAUAGCAAACUCGAUCUGAUCAAAUACGAUACCCCUCACCUUGGCCCCCGCAUCCAGCUCAUGCUAUCGCAGCUAGAGUUCAAACUUAGCGUGGAGAAGCAAUACAAAGAUGGGAUCGAGAAGAUGGUCCGGCUCUAUCAGAUUGAAGGGGAUCGGAAGAGCAAAAGCGAUGCCGAAGCCAGGAGAGUGGAGAGCAACCAAAAGAUCCAGCUACUCAAGCAGGCACUGAAGAGAUAUGAAGACCUACAUGUUGAUAUCGAAGGGGCGGAUGGAGGAGAUGACGAAAGCUUGAACGUUACUGGAGCCCGCAAACCCUUGACGGGGCACCUCAGCAUUCGGAUUCAUGCUGUUGCUGAUGUUGACCAUGCGGCAUCGGGCCGUUUCAGCCGAGGACCCGACACAUUCGUGAUCAUCAAAGUCGAAGACGUGAUAAAGGGCCGCUCCAGAGCCACCAGGACCGAUAGAUGGACCGACGAAGCACAUGAGUUCGACAUUGACAAGGCGAAUGAGAUCGAAUUGACAGUAUAUGACCGAAGCAGCGACCAUCCCAUGCCUAUAGGAAUGUUAUGGGUUCGGAUUGCCGACAUCGCUGAGGAGAUGCGCCGAAAGAAGAUCGAGGCGGAAUUCAAUCAAUCUGGAUGGGUCUCUGCCGAUCGAAUGGGCACCGGAGGGCAAGGGCAAAUUCAGCCCGAUCUACAAUUUAACCCACCGCCGACCCAAGGCGGUCAUGGAGGACCAUCCGCAGCUCAACCUGUGAACCCUCAUGGAGGCAUGCCUCAGACCGGUCCGAUCUUCAUCGAUACCUGGUUCGCACUUGAGCCUGUGGGUCGUAUUAAGCUCACAAUUGGCUUUGCCAAAACCGCGAACGACAAGCGACCAUUCGACGUCGGUCUGGGCCGAAAGGGUGCGAUUCGUCAACGAAAGGAGGAUGUUCACGAACAAUACGGCCACAAGUUUGUGCAGCAGCAGUUCUACAACAUCAUGCGCUGCGCGCUGUGUGGAGAUUUCCUCAAGUACGCGGCCGGCAUGCAAUGUUCCGAUUGCAGAUACACCUGCCACAAGAAAUGCUAUCCAAAGGUCGUCACGAAAUGCAUCACGCAAUCGAACGCGGAGACCGAUCCGGAUGAAGCGAAGCUCAACCAUCGCAUUCCUCACCGUUUCGAGGGCUUCUCGAAUAUGGGAGCGAACUGGUGUUGCCACUGUGGAUACAUGCUUCCACUGGGAAGGAAAGCGUCGCGCAAAUGCGCAGAGUGCUCCCUCACCUGCCAUGUUCAAUGUUUACACUUCGUCCCAGACUUCUGUGGCAUGUCGAUGGAAGCCGCAAAUCAAAUCCUCGCCGAAAUUAAGAACGCAAAGAAACGCCAACCUGCGUCCAUCUCGUCCAUGAGUUCCCGUACUUUGCGUCCGGGUGGACGACCAACGCCUCCUGCAACCGCAGGUUAUGGGCCGCCGACUGAUAGACCUCAACCUGAUCAGCGCUACUCUUAUGGAAAGGAGGCGGGCUAUGAUCAAGGCCAACGGCCUCCCCCCCAUGGCGCUCCUGGACAUUCUGUGGACGCCGCUACCGCUGCGUACAGCGCUGCUCAGCCCGGUAUGCCGGGACCCGACCAAGGUCGACCUCCACCAGGUCAUCGGGGACAGGGGUCACAAUCUGCCGCGGCCGCGGCAACGGCAGCACUCGCUGGCAAAGCGAACGUUCCAGCCGGCGGCGCGGGAUACGGGCGAACAUCGACCGAUUUCGGGCCGGCGUCAGGCCAGGACCAGAAGUACGGACAGCCAUCGGAUGCCGGAUAUCCCGAGUCUCCCACUCAGGCGCGGCCUCCACAACAGCAGCUAUCUCAGCAUCAACCCUAUGAUCCCUCGCGAUAUGCCAACGUCUCCGGGUAUGGUGCCCAGGCGCCGUAUCCGCCGCAACAAACGGGAGCACCUACGCCACCACCGAAAGGCGCACCCUACACUCAGCCCCAAGUCCAAGUUCCGGCCGUUCAGGUGCAGGUUCCGGUGCCACCACAACAUCAACAGCCACCAGGCCAACAGAUUGUCGGACAGGCACCCCAGCCACACGAACAGAAAGGUCCUCCCCCCGCCAACACGGCUGGCAACGGUCGACGGAUCGGGUUGGACCACUUCAACUUCCUGGCCGUGCUGGGCAAGGGGAACUUCGGCAAGGUCAUGCUCGCGGAAACCAAGGCGUCGAAGCAGCUGUACGCGAUCAAGGUGCUGAAGAAGGAGUUCAUCAUCGAGAAUGACGAGGUGGAGAGCAUCCGGUCGGAGAAGCGGGUGUUCCUCAUCGCGAACAAGGAGCAGCACCCCUUCCUGCUGAACCUGCACGCCUGCUUCCAGACGGAGACGCGGGUGUACUUCGUCAUGGAGUACAUCAGCGGCGGCGAUCUGAUGCUGCACAUCCAGCGCGGCCAGUUCGGCACGAAGCGCGCGCAGUUCUACGCCGCGGAGGUGUGCCUGGCGUUGAAGUACUUCCAUGAAAAUGGCGUCAUCUACCGCGAUUUGAAGCUGGACAAUAUCCUGCUGACACUCGAUGGGCACAUCAAGAUUGCAGAUUACGGUCUUUGCAAGGAGGAUAUGUGGUACGGCUCGACGACGAGCACCUUUUGCGGUACUCCUGAGUUCAUGGCUCCGGAAAUUCUUCUCGACAAGAAGUACGGCCGCGCCGUCGACUGGUGGGCCUUCGGCGUCCUCAUCUACCAAAUGCUCCUCCAGCAAUCCCCCUUCCGCGGCGAAGACGAAGACGAGAUCUACGACGCCAUCCUCGCCGACGAGCCGCUCUACCCGAUCCACAUGCCGCGCGACUCGGUCUCGAUCCUCCAGAAGCUGCUGACGCGCGAGCCCGAGCUGCGGCUCGGUAGCGGCCCCACGGACGCGCAGGAGAUCAUGAGCCACGCGUUCUUCCGCAACAUCAACUGGGACGAUGUGUAUCAGAAACGCAUCCCCGCGCCGUUCAUGCCGCAGAUCUCGUCGGCGACGGACACAUCGAACUUCGAUCAGGAGUUCACGAGCGUGACCCCGGUGUUGACCCCGGUGCAAUCAGUCCUUACCCAGGCCAUGCAAGAGGAGUUCCGUGGGUUCUCGUACUGCGCCGAUUUCACCUGA
Messenger RNA from Eremomyces bilateralis CBS 781.70, 3534 nucleotides. RefSeq names its product kinase C-like protein. Gene Ontology annotation, molecular function: ATP binding; diacylglycerol-dependent serine/threonine kinase activity. The transcript has 7 exons. NCBI's taxonomy places the organism in Eukaryota, Fungi, Ascomycota, Dothideomycetes, Eremomycetales, Eremomycetaceae. Gene Ontology annotation, biological process: fungal-type cell wall biogenesis; signal transduction; protein phosphorylation. The record is from RefSeq and is a predicted model, not a curated record. The coding region runs from base 1 to 3534 and encodes 1177 amino acids.